GUUAGUGUUCGCUCUGUUAGUGUUAGCUCUGUUAGUGUUAGCUCUGUUAGUGUUAGCUCUGUUAGUGUUCGCCCUGUUAGUGUUCGCCCUGUUAGUGUUAGCCCUGUUAGUGUUAGCCCUGUUAGUGUUAGCCCUGUUAGUGUUAGCCCUGUUAGUGUUAGCUCUGUUAGUGUUCGCCCUGUUAGUGUUCGCCCUGUUAGUGUUCGCCCUGUUAGUGUUCGCCCUGUUAGUGUUAGCCCUGUUAGUGUUAGCCCUGUUAGUGUUCGCCCUGUUAGUGUUCGCCCUGUUAGUGUUCGCCCUGUUAGUGUUCGCCCUGUUAGUGUUCGCCCUGUUAGUGUUCGCCCUGUUAGUGUUCGCCCUGUUAGUGUUCGCCCUGUUAGUGUUCGCCCUGUUAGUGUUCGCCCUGUUAGUGUUAGCCCUGUUAGUGUUAGCCCUGUUAGUGUUCGCCCUGUUAGUGUUCGCCCUGUUAGUGUUCGCCCUGUUAGUGUUCGCCCUGUUAGUGUUCGCCCUGUUAGUGUUAGCUCUGUUAGAAAUAUACAAAUAUAUAUAUAAAAAUAUACACAGAACUAUGUGAGACUACACAAAACUAAAGAAGACCUACACAUUACUAGAUAAAGUGCAUGUGUGCAAACUGUGCAAGAAGGUACAAAAAUGAGAGUCAGAUGGUGUCCAGUUCUCCUCAGUGUUGAGUAUCUGAUGGCUUGGGGGAAGAAGCUGUUACACAGUCUGGCCGUGAGGGCCCGAAUGCUUCGGUACCUCUUGCCAGACGGGAGGAGGGUAAAGAGUUUGUGUGAGGGGUGUGUGGGGUCGUCCACAAUGCUGGUUGCUUUGCGGAUACAGUGUUUUUUGUAAAUGUCUUUGAUGGAGGGAAGAGAGACCCCAAUGAUCUUCUCAGCUGUCCUCACUAUCCUCUGCAGGGCUUUGCGGUCCGAAACGGUGCAAGUCCCAAACCAGGCAGUGAUGCAGCUGCUCAGGAUGCUCUCAAUAGUCCCUCUAUAGAAUGUAGUGAGGAUGGGGGAGAUGUGCUUUCCUCAGCCUUCGAAGAAAGUAGAGACGCUGCUGGGCUUUCUUGGUGAUAGAGCUGGUGUUGAGGGACCAGGUGAGGUUCUCCACAGAGGAGCCGUCAAUGUUCAGUGGAGAGUGUUCAUGUGAACUUCAUUGAUGAUCGUGACGCAGGAGUCUCUCAUCGAGCUAAUGCACUGAUGUGAUCCGAUCACACAUCUCAACGCGUGUUCAGACAUGAUGCAGAAACAUCCGAUCCGCAGGUGAGACAUCUGAUGCUGCGCGCGACAGUCCGGUACCGCGAGGAAGAGGAUGCUGGAGCAGUGAAGAAGAUGGUGGAAUGAUCUACUGUGAUGAAGAGGAUGUUUGUGCUCGGUGUUGUGAUGAAGAUAAUGGUGCAAUGAUCUCUGGGCUGUGAGGAAGAUGAUGUUUAUGGUGUCUGGAGCGGUUCUGGUGCUGGCCAUCGUGUGCAUGUCCGACAUGAACGCACUUCUGGACCGAUUUCACAACUUCAUCUUACCGCGCAUGCGCGGACCCGAGCGCGUGUGUCAGUGCACCUGCGGCAGACAUCAUGUGGAAUAUGUGAUCCCAUACGAGGCUUCUGUCUCAAGCGACUCCAUCGGUUCCUCUGCUGGUUCCAGUGUGAGUAAACAGGAACUGGAUCUGGUUCUGGGUCUGCUGAUGGGCUUCUGUAUCAGCUGGUUUCUGCUGUGGCUGGAUGGGGCACUUCACUGCGCUCGGAGGUUCUGGAGAUCCAGCAGACUUAACGGUGCAGAUGGCGAGUUGUGGCGCUCGUGGCGUUGGGUCUCUCGUGUGUGUAAUAUCAGAGAGCUGUUUAAACGUCUGCAAACACGCCGGACGGAAGAUUCUGGGAAUAAUGUGAUCCACGUCAAGCAGAAGCUUUACCACAACGGCCACCCGAGUCCCCGGCGACUCUGACACGGACUUCA
This is a messenger RNA of Xyrauchen texanus (razorback sucker), 1952 nucleotides long. Its product is annotated as transmembrane protein 240-like. NCBI's taxonomy places the organism in Eukaryota, Metazoa, Chordata, Actinopteri, Cypriniformes, Catostomidae. The record is from RefSeq and is a predicted model, not a curated record. The coding region runs from base 1426 to 1941 and encodes 171 amino acids. The transcript has 5 exons.